Molecule: messenger RNA, 3317 nt
Organism: Paramormyrops kingsleyae
Lineage: Eukaryota; Metazoa; Chordata; Actinopteri; Osteoglossiformes; Mormyridae
Source: RefSeq, a predicted model, not a curated record
UGCUUCACACUGCUAAUAUCGCGCAUGCUAACGUACAAGCAACAGCGAUGGCAGUGAAACAGCCAAAGAGAAGAAGAUCUGCAGCGCAAACGUUUAAAAAGAAGUCCUUAGAUCAGGCAAGGGCGAAGAGCCACGUUAAUAUCGGUGAAGCGUUUGAACGAUGGAGAGACCUCCGAGAGCUGAAAGGCAUGAAAACUGAUGAGGAAGUUGCUCUGUUUCUCUUGGAUAGGCUAGAAGCUGCACUCAAGGCCGAGGCCACGGCCGAGGGGGGCGGGCUGCCGGGGCCAAUGGAUGAAGCGUGUGUGGGCAGCGAGGAGGCUGAGCGUGAAGACGGAGCUGGCGAGGGGCACCAGGAUGCAGGUGGUUGGACAGAGUUUGUGGUGAAGGUGGAGACAAAGAAAGAGGAAGGACAGCCGCACCGGCACUGGGAGCUGGCCAGUGAGUGCACAGCCCAGGAGUACGUGCAGGACCAGCAUAUGCCUUAUGGACAAGAGUUUGUGGUGAAGGUGGAGAAAAAGGAAGAGCCAGAGGAGCAGCAGCUUCUGCAUCGGGAGCCGGCCAAUGACUACAAAGCCCAGGAGGCCGUGCGGGUUAAGAUGGAGGACAGGCACAUGCCUUAUGCCCGUAAGAGACCCUACGCUGAGGGACAUGGGGUCAGCUACUCUGAACUCCGGGAGCACAAGAGGUCACGUUUAGCCCAGCCUCCAGCAAAAGAGGAAGAGGAAGAUUUUGACUUUAUCCAGAAGAUCCCAGUAGAGGACAUGGUCAGAGGCACUGUGGGACCGUCCUCCAAAGUUGAACAUGAGGAACAUGGCUGUAUGUCACAGCAUAUACCCAGGAACACAUCAGAGUCAUGUUGUUCAAAUAUGUGGCAUUCAGAUUGUUUACAGAGACAAGUUGAAAUGUCAUCGGGAGAAUACAUCCCAGGCUCUACAUCAGAUUCUGAAGCUGAUAUGGAUGAACAAGCACCCAUUGCUGAGGCAAACUCAAAAUGUCACUCAGCCAUUGAUUCAGCAGUUCAUACAGCCACUGAUGCUUUGGACUGUCAGAUUGGUGGUUCUUCAGUUGUGGAGGUCACAUUAGAGGCCGGUGGAAACUCUGUUGUGAAUCAGAUAAACUCAACACAGCUUGUAAAUUCAACCACAUUAGCAAAGGAUGGAAGAAAUUAUUGUUUUCUCUGCAGAACCCCACAAACUAAAUUAGCCAGACACCUCAAAAGACAUAAGCAGGAGAGUGCAGAUGUAGCGAAGGCCCUGAGCUGUCCUACAGGCUCUAAGGAAAGGAAGAAAUUACUCGAUAUUUUACGCAACAGGGGCAACUUCAUGCAUAACAACUCUGUCCUGAGUAAAGGUUGUGGUAGUUUGAAAGUUUCACGUAGAUCAAGAGAUGAUAAAUGUCGAGCAUAUGAAUACUGCAUUCACUGCAGAGGGAUGUUUAAGCGUGCAGAGCUGUGGAGACAUAUGAGAAGGUGCUCAUCAAAAUUAGAGGAGACCAAUGACCAUAAAGGUCGAAACAGGGUACUGGGUGUUGCAGCUGUGGCAAAGGCAUCACUUUCAAGAAAUUUUACUGAAGGUGCAUUGAAAAUAUUAAACCAAAUGAAGGAUGAUGAAACUGCUGGAAUAGCUGGAAAUGACUUAACCCUGCUGCAGUUUGCUCAGUAUCUUUUUAACAAAUUGGGCCACAAUAAAGCUCACCAUGAAUACAUUCAACAAAAAAUUCUGGUGCUGAGUAGAUUAUUGAAAACCUUGCGCAAAAAAUCACCGUUGUGGACCUUGGAAGAUGCUAUAAAGCCUGAAAAUUUAAUGACGGUUGUAGAGGCAGUGAAAGAAGUUGCGGGUUAUGAUGCGAAUGAAAACGCAUUCAAAACACCAAGCCUUGUCAUGAAGAUCGGAUAUUCCUUACAGAAAGCGAGUGACAUUGUUCGCUGCAAUGCCAUAAUUUCAGAGGACGAGAACCUACAGAAGUCAGUAGAAGCUUUUCAGGUCCUUUACAAAGCCAAGUGGUUAGAGUAUGUCUCUCACUCUGCUCGAGGAACUCUGAAGAAAAAGAAAUGCAGUAAGCCAAUAAAACUACAUCUAAAUGAAGACAUUCAAAAGCUGCAUCAGCAUCUUUGGCGAAGUGCAGAACUAGCAUUUGCAGCACUGGAGAAGGAGAGCUCAAUCCAGAACUACUGCAGCCUGGCUCAAGUAUCGCUGGCACAGAUAAUCCUUUUAAAUCGGCAUCGUUAUGGCGAAGUCUCAAAAAUUUCAUUGAAGAAUUUUCUUCACAAAGACGACUCUCACAUUCAUCAGGACUUGAGCCUGUCAGAGUGUGAAAAGAAGCUGUGCAGUCAUUUCACUAGAGUCGUAUUGAUGGACAAAAACGAGCAUAAGUUUGCAGUCUUGCUUCCCCCAGAAGUGGUAAGAGCGCUAGAACUGCUUAUAAUGAGACGGAAAGAAUGUGGCAUCCCAAAAGAUAACCCCCACUUAUUUGCUGUCCCAAAAUGCAUGAGCCACUACAAGGGACAUGACUGCCUUAAGACAUACGCCAGUGAAUGCGGAGCCCGUCACCCAGAGCACUUGACGUCCACCCAGUUAAGGAAACAAAUUGCAGCUACCUCACAGAUUCUGAAUUUAAAAAAUAAUGAAAAGGAACAACUGGGAAAUUAUCUCUUGCACAAGGACUAUCAUCUUCCUGAAGAUACCAUUCAAAUGGCUAAGUUAUCCAGACUGAUAUUAGCCCGGGAAAGAGGCAAAAUACCACGGCUGGCAGGAAGAUCUCUGGAUGACGUUGAAGAGUUUACAGAUGAGGAAGGGGACAAUUCCGAGGAAGAGGAAGACCAUGAUGCUAGUGAUUGUCGCAAUGCUGCAACAGAAAGGAAAGGGUCUGUAAGGCAGAGGCAUAUAAAAAGGUCUUGGAGCAGCACUGAAGUAGAAGCAGUAAUGAGGCACUUUAAAGGGCACGUGAGGAGGGGGAUUUCAGCCUCGGUAACAGAAUGCAAAGUCUGCAAAACAGCAGAAGCUGCAAUACUGAAGAACAGAACAGUCCAAAAUAUAAGGGACUUUGUUCGCAACAGAGGUUUAUCAUUUAAAAAACAAAAUUCUCAUUAAGAUUCCUUACUUGCAGUUACUCUUGAAUGUUAUGUUUCUUAUUUUUCUAUUUUUCACUUCAGACGUUUUUUUUUCCCCAUUCAUGUUCCGUGAAAUAUUAGGUAAUGUACUGUUUUUGAUUAUUUGAUUUUAAAACGAUGCAACGAUGCAAAUUGUUGCAUCGUUGUGAAAUAUGACAGUUCUUUUUGUCAGUUUAUGAAAAAUAAAAUUUUUAUAUCAACUAUGAAA